AAAACCUUAGAGACAAUAAAAAUAUAAUCCCUAACACAUCAGUAGAGAAACCGAACAAAUUAAACACGAAGCCCGAAAAGACAAGGAUAAGAGAGACUGUUACUUUGCUCUCUCUCUCUCUGUCUCUGUCUAGAGUCGAUCUACAUUCUCUGAAGCAAAGCAAUGAUGACGGAGGAGAGAGAGGCUAUGUUGUCGUGGCCUCUGAUCGGAGAGAAAAAGGAGAGAAGUAGAUUAGUAAAGGAGGAAGUGAAGAAGCAGCUACUGUUGUCUGGGCCACUAAUCGCAGUGAGUCUUCUUCAGUUUUGUCUGCAAAUAAUCUCAGUCAUGUUCGUCGGACAUCUUGGCUCUCUUCCUCUUUCUGCCGCCUCCAUUGCCACCUCCUUCGCCUCCGUCACCGGCUUCACCUUCCUUAUGGGAACAGCAAGUGCGUUGGACACAGUUUGUGGUCAAUCGUACGGAGCAAAAAUGUACGGAAUGUUAGGCAUACAGAUGCAAAGAGCAAUGCUUGUUCUUACUCUUUUCUCUAUUCCUCUCUCCAUCGUUUGGGCCAACACAGAGCACUUCCUUGUCUUCUUCGGCCAAGACAAGUCCAUUGCACACCUCUCUGGAUCCUACGCCAGAUUCAUGAUCCCUAGCAUCUUCGCCUACGGUCUUCUUCAAUGUCUCAACAGGUUUUUGCAGGCGCAGAACAAUGUGUUUCCUGUGGUGGUUUGUUCUGGAGUCACCACUUCUCUUCACGUGAUCAUCUGUUGGGCCUUGGUGUUGAAAUCUGGUUUAGGGUUUAGAGGAGCUGCUGUGGCGAAUGCGGUAUCGUACUGGCUUAAUGUCAUUCUCUUGUCGUGUUACGUCAAGUUUUCGUCUUCUUGCUCAUUGACCUGGACUGGUUUCUCUAAGGAGGCUCAGCACGAUAUCAUCCCUUUUAUGAAGCUAGCUAUUCCUUCUGCAAUUAUGGUUUGCUUAGAGAUGUGGUCCUUUGAGCUUUUGGUUCUCUCGUCAGGACUUCUUCCGAACCCGGUUCUAGAAACUUCUGUCCUUGCAAUCUGCCUUAAUACAUCAGGAACAGUCUGGAUGAUCCCGUUUGGCCUCAGUGGCGCCGCAAGCACAAGGGUGUCAAAUGAGUUAGGAGCAAGAAAUCCGAAAGGGGCUAAGCUUGCGGUUCGCGUGGUCCUGAGCUUUUCCAUCAUAGAGAGUAUACUAGUUGGAUCGGUUUUGAUACUGAUAAGGAAGAUCUGGGGAUUCGCUUACAGUAGUGACCCCGAAGUAGCCAGAUAUGUAGCCUCGAUGUUGCCGAUUCUUGCCUUAGGUCACUGCCUAGACAGCUUCCAAAGCGUUCUUUCAGGGGUUGCUAGAGGAUGUGGAUGGCAGAAGCUAGGCGCUUUUGUGAAUCUUGGAGCAUACUAUCUUGUCGGAGUUCCGUUCGGUUUGUUACUUGGUUUUCACUUUCACGUCGGUGGUCGGGGGCUUUGGCUGGGAAUUAUAUGUGCACUAGUCGUUCAAGGUCUAUGUCUUUCCCUCAUCACCUUUUUUACAAAUUGGGAUGAAGAGGUCAAGAAAGCUACAAGCCGAGUUGAGUCUUCUUCAGAUGUGAAUGAAAUUGCAGCGGACAACGGGUCAAUUCUAAUUGUAUUCUGAGAGGCGGAAUCCAAAGCUAAAAAAAUAGAUCAUACCUUAUUUAUCUUCUUCGUUUUAUGUUUUUGUAUGUGAGUGUUAGUGUAAGUGUGGGUAAUUAUAGUAAAUAAAAGAGAUUAUUUAAUCAUAAUAUCAUUGUUACUAAUAAUAAUCAUCAACAUUC
Molecule: messenger RNA, 1792 nt
Organism: Arabidopsis lyrata subsp. lyrata
Lineage: Eukaryota; Viridiplantae; Streptophyta; Magnoliopsida; Brassicales; Brassicaceae
Product: protein DETOXIFICATION 15
Exons: 8
Coding region: 163-1632 (489 amino acids)
Biological process (GO): xenobiotic detoxification by transmembrane export across the plasma membrane
Cellular component (GO): membrane
Molecular function (GO): antiporter activity; xenobiotic transmembrane transporter activity
Source: RefSeq, a predicted model, not a curated record